AUGCAAAACAACUACUCCUGCUUAAGCAUUUCUAAGUACUGCUCUACACAGCCAAAUGCUCAAUAUGGUUCAGUAAUGAUAUCUCGAUUGGUAUAUAUGUUUCUGCUGAAAUACGUGGAAAGACAAAAGAGCCUUAUUUAUCAUAGCAUCCAUUGCUUGAAUCCCCAAAGCCACACACCAAAAUUACUAGCCCUACCAACCAGAAAUGAAUUAAGCUACUCAGCGAUGGAUUCUCAUUGCUAUUCAGAACAAGACAUCGAAUCUACACAGUUCCCUAAAAUGGCCACCAAUUGAUCAACCAAAUGAACAAAACUAGAAUUAAAAAAGCUUGAACUUUUA
Messenger RNA from Arabidopsis lyrata subsp. lyrata, 339 nucleotides. RefSeq lists its product as uncharacterized. Lineage: Eukaryota; Viridiplantae; Streptophyta; Magnoliopsida; Brassicales; Brassicaceae. The record is from RefSeq and is a predicted model, not a curated record.